UUUUUUGCGUGGCUCUCCGCUAGUAUCAAAGCAAUCAAGCCAGGCUGUGCUCGUCUUCUGCAGCAAUGGCGACUGCGGUGAAGCUCAACACCGGCGCUCAAAUGCCCAUCCUGGGUCUGGGCACAUGGAAGUCUCCCCCCGGGAAGGUGGCAGAGGCCGUGAAAGCGGCCAUCGCAGCUGGUUACAGGCACAUCGACGGGGCGUACGUCUACCAGAACGAGGCGGAGGUGGGCGAAGGGGUCAACGCCAAGAUCGCCGACGGCACGGUCAAGAGAGAAGAUGUUUUCGUAGUCAGUAAGCUGUGGUGCACUUUCCAUGAGAGGUCCCUGGUGAGGAAAGCCUGUGAGAAGACGCUCAGCGAUCUGAAACUGGACUACCUAGACCUGUAUCUCGUGCAUUGGCCCAUGGGGUUUAAGUCUGGUGGUGAACUCUUUCCUUUGGAUAGUAACGGAGAGACGAUCAGCGACGGUACUCACUUCCUGGAGACGUGGGAGGCGAUGGAAGAGCUGGUUGAUGCUGGUUUGGUCAAAGCUAUCGGCGUCUCGAACUUCAACAAGGACCAGAUCGAGGCCAUCCUCAACAAGCCCGGUCUGAAGUACAAGCCUGCCAACAACCAGAUUGAGUGCCACCCGUACCUGACCCAGGAGAAGCUCAUCAACUACUGCCACUCUCAGGGCAUCACGGUGACCGCCUACAGUCCUCUCGGGUCCCCUGACAGACCCUGGGCUAAGCCAGAAGACCCCUCCCUGUUGGAUGAUCCCAGCAUUAAAGCCAUCGCUGACAAGCACAAAAAGACUGCUGCUCAGGUUCUGAUCCGCUUCCACAUCCAAAGAAACGUAAUCGCGAUCCCAAAGUCCAUCACUCCACAACGCAUUCAGGAGAAUUUCCAGGUGUUUGACUUUCAACUGACCGACGAGGAAAUGAAGACCAUUCUGGGAUUCAAUCGGAACUGGAGAGCCUGUCCCAUGCAUUGGGGGCUCAAGCACAAGGACUACCCAUUCAACACCGAGUUCUGAAAGGUAGCCAGCCGGUUUCAUACAGGUGCACAAGUCAGCUCCCAAACCCUCUGGAAUCGCUGUUUGGUUUUUAGUGGGUGAAAGAAAUAUUGAGCCCAAUGAGAUGACCUGCCUUUUCUACUUCUUUGUUUCUCUCUUCUGUUUUGUUGCAAAUGUUACAGCUUGUAUUCAACGUAGCAUUGAGUUACUGAAUCCCUUAAUCGUUGUUAUCCAUGGUGAAUGUUGACCUUUUUUAAACAAAAUCUAAAAAAUCUAAGUUUGACAUUAAUUUCUAAUUUGGGUGAUGAGCUUCCUGUGGGAGAAAAACUUAUUUUUCCUGUAAUAACACUUUUAUUACAUGAUCUGUUACAUUAAAUACACUCCUUCUGUGUGCGACUUAAGCAGAGGUACCCGUGCAAACGGGUUUACAUUUUAUUUGCGAAUUUCCAAGCACUUACCACUAAAAAAAACACGUGUUGCAAUCCGAACACUCGUCUGCGGAUGAAUCAUAUGUGGCGCUUUGCAGUCAUGUGUAUCAACCCUGUUACGCAACAAGCUCCAGCUUUCACUUCUCAUGUUAUCUGUGUGUGUUAAGCAGUACAAUAAAGUCAUGUGGGCUUAUUAUGUCACAAGUUGAUGCCGUUUUCUAUCAUUAGCAGAGAGAGAAAUAAACCUAGAGGUUAA
Fundulus heteroclitus (mummichog) is the source of this 1679-nucleotide messenger RNA. RefSeq names its product aldo-keto reductase family 1 member B10. Lineage: Eukaryota; Metazoa; Chordata; Actinopteri; Cyprinodontiformes; Fundulidae. The coding region runs from base 66 to 1016 and encodes 316 amino acids. The record is from RefSeq and is a predicted model, not a curated record. Gene Ontology annotation, cellular component: cytosol. Gene Ontology annotation, molecular function: aldose reductase (NADPH) activity. The transcript has 10 exons.